AUGAAAUCUGCAAGAUAUAAUUCAAGCUCUACUUAUACCAGGAGAAGUUCCAAAAGCAGUACAAAUAGCGAUAUCACAAAUCAAAGUAAUAUAAGCAGAAGUAGUGGUUAUAGUUCAACCAGUAGAAAGAGUAAUAGGACUAGAAGAACUAAUGAUAGUAACAAAAAUGGCACUAAUAGUGCAGGUAAUAAUUCAAGUUUAAAUUCUAGCUUGAGUAAUGAUUCAGAUAGUGUAUCUAGUGUUGAAACAAGUAUUAGCAAAGGAACACAAGUUAGUUCGUCCAGUAAAUCUAGUAAAUUGACUAAACUGAGUAAUAAUAGCAAACUAUCCAAUAAAGUGAUAAUAUGUCGAGGUGACAAAGAGAUUAAGUCUGGUUGUGAAUCAACUUGCCCCACCCAAAGAAAUAAGGUUUCUAUUAAUAAGGAAGUACAGAAUUUACAGCUAUCUAAGAAAAAAGGAACUCUAAAGAUGAAAUCAGCUAAAGAUGAGCAAGUUAAACAGAUUCCUAGUAGAAAUUGCUUAUUUGAUGGACAUAUGUUGAUCCAUGGAAAUAUAUUUUUUGUGAAUUGUCAUAAUUACCCUACAGGACAAAUCAAUAUAGUAAAUCAGUGGGGGUCGGUAAUUGUAGAACCUCAGAUCAGAUGUUGUUGCAGUUUACCAAACUUAUGCCUUUUUAACUGCAUUUAUGAUGAUAAUCCUAUGAGUUUAACUAUUUUAAAUUAUUGA
Molecule: messenger RNA, 726 nt
Organism: Cryptosporidium muris RN66
Lineage: Eukaryota; Apicomplexa; Conoidasida; Eucoccidiorida; Cryptosporidiidae
Exons: 1
Coding region: 1-726 (241 amino acids)
Source: RefSeq, a predicted model, not a curated record